This is a messenger RNA of Prunus armeniaca (apricot), 1209 nucleotides long. The record is from the annotation of a GenBank genome assembly. Lineage: Eukaryota; Viridiplantae; Streptophyta; Magnoliopsida; Rosales; Rosaceae.
AUGACGUUGUCUACUGGAAAUCGAAAGCGUAAACAAUUGGGCGAUGGCGUUGCUCCGUUUGAGUUUCCGUUUCAGACCCAGAAGAUCAAGAGGGUUUCUAGGGUUUUUGAGACCCAACAGAAUUUAGCCGUGGAGAACAAACCGACUACUUCUCUUCCUUUGCGCAAGGGUUUGUCGCCCAAACAGAUAAAGACCAUCCCUUUGUCUUCGUCUCCUAGAAAGCAUAGAAAAUCGGAGGAGUUAGGUUUUGAUGGUCUCUGUCAGACUCAGAAGAUCAAGAGGCAAAAACUAGGUUUUGAGUUUGAUUGUUCUGAAAUUUUGGGGUGUCUGAUGAACCUCCGCCAUGUGAGUAGGUACUUUGAGAAGCCUGUGGUGGUUGAUCCGGUUUAUGUCCACGACAUCUGGAGGCCGAUGGAUUUCGGUACUGUGAAAUCCAAAUUGGAGAGGGGUGUCUACUCCAGUCCUGAUGUGUUUGCUGCUGAUGUGAGGCUUACCUUGUCAAAUGCUUUAAGAUAUUAUCCGCCUGGGAGGAUUGAGCGUGCAGCAGCCAAGCAUCUCAGUGGUGUUUUUGAGAGCAAGUGGAAGGAAGUCCUGGAGAAAAACCCCAAGUCUGUUUGUCCUUCUCCUCUGCCCAAAGUCAAGGGUUUGGCAGUGUUACCCAAACUGAAACAGGGCAAGACCUCUUCUCCUUCUAGCGUUCUUCAAAGUCAAGGGCUUGGUGUUUCUGAUUCUCAGUCAGUUGAUUCAACCAAACACGAUGAGUUGGCCACCCUUGUUGAUAAUGCCAUGGAUCAGGCCUCAGAGAAUCUUUCCCAACGUGAGGCUGUCCGAAUUCAUGCACUAAAGCUACGAUUUUCAGGUACAAUAUUGAAAGCAAACAAGAUACUUAUGGGUGUACCUGAUUCUCCACCAAGGAGAAAAUCGAUGCAGCGGAUGAAGCAAAGGGAGUUGGCUCGCCGUGCCAUUUCGAACAUGAAGAAGUCAGUGCAAUUUGAGGACCCUUUACAGGAUCUCAAACAACUUGAGAUGCUGUGUGGCUGUGGCAGCGAAGAUCCUUUUCUACAGGUCCGCCUUGGAUUGCCGCUUAAGAAAUUGGGUGUAUUCCUCAGGGAAGAUGAUGAGUUGCAAGGUCAGGACGAGGAGGCCUUUUUGAAUGGAGAUUGGGAGGAAGGAGAGAUCUGGUGGGAGGAAGCCGAGAUCUGCUCUUGA